Lindgomyces ingoldianus is the source of this 2340-nucleotide messenger RNA. RefSeq names its product MFS general substrate transporter. Bases 309 to 2054 code for a protein of 581 amino acids. Lineage: Eukaryota; Fungi; Ascomycota; Dothideomycetes; Pleosporales; Lindgomycetaceae. Gene Ontology annotation, molecular function: polyamine transmembrane transporter activity. The transcript has a single exon. Gene Ontology annotation, biological process: transmembrane transport; intracellular polyamine homeostasis. The record is from RefSeq and is a predicted model, not a curated record.
AUUUCCUUCACUUCUGCUGACUCGCGAUAUCUUGUGUUUUAUGAGAGCUAGUAUAAGCAGAGAAAACGAUUGACUGGAAUAAGUUUUAAAGAGCAGGGCGUCUGUGGAAUAUUUGCUGUGUGAGAGUUCGAAAGACCGCACUUGACAUUUCGGCCGAGGUUGUUGGGAAUAUACGGGUGUACUGCAUUUCCGACUUCGGAAAAGUGCAUUUGUUGGAGAGACUUCCUUCGAAAUUCUCAAACUUCAGUCCAGUCAUCGAUCGAAGCAUCCCGAGUCCAAAACACCCCGAAAAACAGAGAUAGAAGACAAUGGCAGACCCAGAGAAAACACCACCGGUGUCUACAUUCCGCCCUCACCACCCCCCCAAGGCCUCAGAUCCGUCGAUAGAGGGUCUCACUGCGGGGAAAGAGAUGGAUAUUAUAUCUUCUGCCAAGGACGACGAAAUAUCAAUCGCACCUUCCCGUCCAUCCACCGUCUCGCAGCACGAUCACCCGCCAGAAGCACUGCCUCAACCACCAUCAACACGAUCAAGAACAACAUCCAUCAUCCCAGAAGCCGUGAUCGUGGAGCGUCGGGAUCGAAGAGGCAUGUUCACCCGCCUGACCCUUAUUCCAGAAGUCGAGAACCCCUACUACUAUGCUAGAAAGACGAAAUGGUUUCUCACCGUUAUCGUGGCUUUCUGCGGGAUGGCUGCCCCAAUGGGGUCUGCGAUUGUCAUGCCGGUCUUGCAGGAAAUUGCGAAGGAAUUUCAUGCGAACCAUACUGUGGCGAAUAUGAGCGUGGCUGUUUAUAUGCUAGCCAUGUCCAUAUUUCCGCUGUGGUGGUCUUCUUUUUCUGAGACCGCGGGGAGGAGAACGAUAUACAUCAUCUCCUUCGCACUAUUCGUCCUUUUCGCCAUCCUAUCCGCCAUUUCGACGAAUAUCGCAAUGCUGGUUGUCAUGCGGACCUUUUCUGGCGGCGCAGCAGCAUCAGUCCAGGCAGUAGGAGCAGGAACGAUUGCAGAUAUCUGGGAAGUAAAGGAACGAGGGAGAGCAAUGGGACUUUUUUACCUCGGGCCUCUCUGUGGGCCACUCUUCGCCCCCAUUAUCGGCGGUGUGCUGGCCCAAGAAUUCGGCUGGCGAAGCACGCAAUGGUUUCUCGUUGUCUACGGCGGGAUAACUUUCCUCCUGAUCCUGUUCGCACUCCCUGAAACGCUUCGCACAAACGACAUCAAACCCCUUCCUGUCACCACCGAGCCCGUUCUCACCCCCGCCUGCUCCAAUAAAACCACCCGUCCAGGGCUCUCUCGCGCCUCAACCCGCCAAUCCGUAGCCCUCAAAUCCCGUACCUACCUCUCAACCCUGCGUCGCAUCUUCCUCGACCCACUCUACGUUCUGACCUGGCUUCGCUUCCCGCCGGUUGCCCUCACCGUCUACUACGCCAGCAUAACCUUCGGCUCUCUCUAUUUCCUCAACAUUUCCAUCCAGGCCACCUUCUCCGCGCCCCCAUACGCCUUCAGCACGCUCGUGCUUGGCUUGCUCUACAUCCCUAGCUCCAUUGGCUACCUCCUUGCCUCCAUCCUAGGCGGCCGCUGGAUCGACCGGAUAAUGCACCGCGAAGCAAGAAAGGCCGGGCGCUACGACGAGUCUGGAAAACUUAUCUUUAGGCCGGAGGAUAGGAUGAGGGAGAAUGCAUGGAUGGCGGCGAUCCUAUGGCCCGGGGCGCUAAUGUGGUAUGGUUGGAGUGUAGAAAACGGAGUUUUCUGGUUGGCGCCGAUGAUUGCGAAUUUUUUCUUUGGAGUCGGGAGUAUGUUGAUAUUUUCGUUAAGUACGACAAUGCUGACAGAGUUUAUGCCGAGGAGGGCGAGUGCCGGGAUUGCGAUUAAUAAUUUCGUGAGGAAUAUCUUUUCGUUUACUGGGGCUGUUGUUGCGGAGCCGAUUAUUCAUGCCAUUGGGAAUGGGUGGCUUUGUACUAUCUUAGGGUUGUGGAGUCUGCUCAGUGGGAUUGCGGUUAUUAUGGCAAUGAAAAGGUGGGGUCCUGGGUGGAGAGAGAGGAUGGUAAAAGAGUUGGGUUGAUCCGUUGAGGAAGCGUUGUGUUUUAACUGAGGGCUCUCUUAGAAGUAUUUAUCAUGCACCAGAGCUGGUAAGGAAAAGAGUCAUUGAACUUGAAGCAAUGAGAGUAUGCGGACUUUGUGGUUAAGAGGGCUGGAGGGAUGAUUGGGUGCGACAUGAGUUCAUUCCAAUCCACCGAGAUUUGUGGUAUUGGGGAAGCAUGUUAUGAUGUCGGGUCGGAGUUUACGCAGAGUAGAGAUGAGAAAAGGAGUGCAAAAUGUGAAAUUGGCCAGCAUGCACGGUGAUGAAU